AAGUACAUUCCCUUGCGUAGACUUGGUCACACGUGUUUGUGUGGCCACGCAAGUUGCACCACCAAGUACAGAUAGAGAGUGGCUGGUCCCCCCAAACUACUUACCCACUUAGAACAAAUUCAGAUGCUGACCUGGAUCAAUCUUCCACAAUGGAAUGCAAGUAUCUGAAUUUCCAUGGGCUGCUACUUCCAAGAAUUUCGCACUCUGAAGAGAGCAUUCAAUAUUUCGAGAAUUUUCAAGUCAACGACGACGAUGUCUUCGCCAUCACUUAUCCCAAAUCGGGCACCACGUGGAUGCAGGAGAUUCUGCCUCUGAUCCUUAAUGGAGGGGACAUUACCCCAGUCAAGACGAUUCCAAACUGGGACAGAGUUCCUUGGCUGGAGGAAACACGAGCUGCUCUAGUCAUGGAUAAAAUGACCCCGCCAAGACGGAUGGUGUCACACAUGCCUUAUGAGCUCAUGCCUCCCUCGUUCUUUUCUUCUAAAGCCAAGGCAAUAUAUGUGGCACGCAAUCCUAAAGAUGUUUUAGUCUCAUCGUUCUUUUUCCAUCAAAUGGCCACUUUCCUUGAUGAUCCUGGCACCUUCGAUGAGUUUGUAGAUACAUUUCUGGCAGGGCAAGUGCUGUUUGGGAAGUGGACUGACCAUGUGAAGAGCUGGAGAAAGGCAGAUCUGGGUGAUAGAAUUCUGUACGUCACCUAUGAGGAAAUGGUCAAGGACCUAAAAGGAGUUGUUAGGCGCUUUUCUGACUUCCUUGGUCAAAAGAUGAGCGAGGAGACUCUGGAACAGGUGGUCAGUCAUUGCAGUUUCAACACUAUGAAGACCAAUGCCAUGUCCAACUACUCACUGGUGCCACAAGAGGCGAUGGAUACCAAGAAGUCAGCUUUCCUUCGUAAAGGCAUUUCAGGGGACUGGAAAAACCAUUUCAGCCCUGAGCAGGAAGAGAAAUUCACAGCUGCCAUUAGAGAGGAGUUGAGGGGAAGUAACAUUCAGUUUCCCUGGGAUGAAGACCAACCUGUAGCUGUAUGACAAGGUCUCAGUAGAUAUUGUUUUACUCUUUUGAAUCACUGAAUGGACUGCAAGACAGUACAUAUACUUGUCAUGUGGAAG
Clupea harengus (Atlantic herring) is the source of this 1106-nucleotide messenger RNA. Its product is annotated as sulfotransferase 2B1-like. NCBI's taxonomy places the organism in Eukaryota, Metazoa, Chordata, Actinopteri, Clupeiformes, Clupeidae. The record is from RefSeq and is a predicted model, not a curated record. Gene Ontology annotation, molecular function: sulfotransferase activity.